Molecule: messenger RNA, 2140 nt
Organism: Myxocyprinus asiaticus (Chinese sucker)
Lineage: Eukaryota; Metazoa; Chordata; Actinopteri; Cypriniformes; Catostomidae
Product: pre-mRNA 3'-end-processing factor FIP1-like
Exons: 18
Coding region: 373-1995 (540 amino acids)
Cellular component (GO): mRNA cleavage and polyadenylation specificity factor complex
Molecular function (GO): RNA binding
Source: RefSeq, a predicted model, not a curated record
AAUCUUUCUUACAGAGGAGGGUGAAAGUAAGGACACUGAAGAAGAGGAGGCCAAACUGACAGCAGCGAUCAGUGCACCCCCUGCCCAUCCUGUUACAGAAGAGGCCCCCGCUACUGAAAAUGAAGAGGACAGUCAGUUAACAAGCAAGACCAAUCAAAUGGCUUCUUGCCAAUUGACUUCAGCCACAUCUCCACAGCUGAUGACGGGUCAUAACUGCUGAAGCUCUGGGCCUUCUGUUGAAAUGAGGAUCAGGUCUGAAAGGCGUGAAGAUGCAAGACUGCUGCGGAUAUCUGAUUUUAUUCUCUUUUGGGCACUGAAGGCUCUUUCGCAGUUGGCAGAGCUGAUUGGCAGAACAAGAAGAAUCUGAAAAAGAUGAAGAAUGUUUUGCAUCUCAUCUCUGUAGGCUUGCUUCAACAGCAGUGUCUGGUACAGGAUGAAGCACCCGGUGAUGAUGAAGAUAGUGAGAGUGAUAGUGAUGAUGACGAUGAUGACGUCCGCGUCACCAUUGGAGACAUUAAAACAGGAGCACCGCAGUACACGGCAUAUGGAGGAACUCCGGUCAAUCUGAACAUAAAGACAGCUGGCAGCAGACCGUAUGGAGCAGGUACCAAAGUGAAGGGUGUGGACCUCGAAGCUCCAGGCAGCAUCAAUGGCGUUCCAGUCCUGGAAGUGGACAUGGAGUCCUUUGAGGAGAAACCAUGGAGAAAGCCAGGUGCUGACUUGUCUGACUAUUUUAACUAUGGUUUUAAUGAAGACACAUGGAAAGCAUACUGUGAAAAGCAGAAGAGGCUGCGCAUGGGCCUCGACAUUCUCAACAUUGGGUCCACCGCUAGCAAGAUCUCUGUUCAGCAGGGUCGCACAGGUAACGGCGAGAAGGAGAUCACACUACCAAGUCUUGCAUCUAAAACAGACUUUUCCUCUUCAUCCACACUAUAUAAAACCGGACUGAACCCAGUUAGGAUAUCCCCUCCACAGUGGGCGGGGCCUGCCACCCAAGAAAUGCCCUAUUAUACGCAGGCAAGCGGGACUAUAGAUGUGAUUGGCGGACAGACUGCCACUAUUAGCAGAGUGGAGGGAAGGCGUCGCCACAAUCUGGAGGGGAAUAACAUCCAGGUGAUCUCGGAGCACUCCAGCUCAGAGGCUGAACCCGCAGUAGCUAAGAUGCCACCUCCAUUCUUUCCUCCGGGGCCACUCCCCCCAAACAUACCCCCUCCUCCGUUCCUCCCGCCUCCUGUCAGCCAAGCUCCACCACUAAUCCCACCUCCACGGAUGCCAAUACCUGUUCCUCCACCCAAUUUUCCCCCUCCCACAGGAGGACCACCUCCUUCACUUAUUCCAACUAUGGACAUCAGUGGGCAUCCAGGAGCAUAUGAUGGACGUCCUGUUGGUCCAUACCCUUUUCCAACAGGUGGGUUUCCUCCACCUAUACAAGGAGCUAUGAACCCCUGGCCUGGUAUGAUGGACAAUUCUAAGCAGUGGGACUAUUACCCUCGGCGAGACAAGGAGAGGGAUAAAGAGCGAGACAGGGACAGGCAGAGGGAGCGAGGCCACGAGAGAGAUCACAGUCCCUCCUCAGUGGCAUAUAACAGAGCCUUAGAGUUCGACAGAUUAGUUCUCAAUGUGAUGAAGAGCGAUAUCGUUACCGUGACUAUGGAGACAGAGGGUACGAGAGGCAUCGGGAGCGGGCGAGCCGUGAGAAGGAGCAUCACAGAGAGAGGAGACAUCGAGAGAAGGAAGAGGGGAGACACAAGUCAUCACGGAGCAGUAGCAGACGGCGACAUGACAGCGAGGAGGGUGACAGUCAUCGGCGCCACAAACACAAGAAGUCCAAGAGGAGUAAAGAGGGCAAGGAGCCCAGCGAGGAGCGUUCUGUUGACCAGGAGAACCAAGAGGCCAUGGAGUAACUCAUGUCCCUCCUAUCUGCUCUACUUCCUUUUGAUUGUCAGAGCGCUGUUUAUCAACCAAAUCAUGCUAAAUGAAACUAUAAACUUGUAACUUUUUACCUUCCUUUUGUUUUCAUGUUGCCAUUUUUGUUUUUGUUUGUUCUGUUGUGUUUUUCCAGUGCAGUUGUACCAUGUAGAUGUUGAUUUGUUGGAUUAAAAGAGAGCAUUUGUUGGUGGUCUUUGUCAUAUAUGCUGAA